AUUCGGAAUGCAACUUGAGGCUUUCGACUUCGCUUCCUUUUCUUGUCGCUGUUCUUCUUCUUCUCCAAAAGUGCUUUGUUUAGGUCAACACGUCUGCUCUCUUGUCGCCAUUUUGGCGCUGGAUAACUCGAUUUUAUACGCAAUUUUUUUGGGGUAAAAAAAUGCGAAAUCAUUUAUUCGCCUGCAGAGCUCAAUCCGAGUACAGUAGUUUGCGAUUCUUCGAUGAAAUGUUGUUGGCCUGAUCUGAUGAGUAAAUCCAAGAGCUUCUUCCGGAACUUAUUCAGACCUUUCACAAACCACGCGAACAGAGAAGAUAGAGACGAUGUAGACAUAGAGAGAUUUGCGGAACAAGAGCAGAAGCAGUUUUCAUUUCAGGCGCUUUCCGCAGCAACCAAGGAUUUUCACCCGUCGCUGAAGCUUGGGGAAGGUGGAUUCGGCGCGGUUUACCAGGGCACUUUGGACGAUGGCCGAAAAAUUGCAGUGAAGAGGCUGUCGCAGCGAUCAUUGCAGGGGAACAGAGAGUUCCAGAUUGAAGCCAAGCUUCUGUCCCGCGUUCAGCACAGAAAUGUGGUGCAUUUGUUGGGAUUCUGUGCUGAUGGUGAAGAAAGGCUUCUUGUUUACGAAUUCAUCCCCAACGACAGCCUCGACAAGCUUCUCUUCAAAUCUGAGAAGCGAGAAUUGCUUGAUUGGAAGCGAAGGUAUGAUGUUAUAACCGGCGUUGCAAAGGGUCUGAGCUAUCUUCACAAUGACGCAAACUGUACGAUCAUACAUCGCGACAUCAAAGCCAGCAACAUCUUGCUUGAUGAUAAAUGGGUUCCCAAGAUUGCAGACUUCGGUAUGGCUCGCCUCUUUCCUGAAGAUCAAACUCAUAUCAAUACCCGUGCGGCUGGUACCAAUGGUUAUAUGGCUCCGGAGUACCUAAUGCAUGGCAAUCUUUCUAAAAAGUCUGAUGUUUUCAGCUUUGGAGUUGUCGUUCUUGAGCUGGUUACCGGACAGAAAAACUCGACUUUUAACAAGGAUCCGGAUUCGAGGAGCUUGCUUGAAUGGGUGUAUAAACUAUACAAGAAAGAUAGAAUUCCGGAAAUCAUCGAUCCGUUGCUGGUGGCAUCCUCAGAUUUCGAGCAAAUAUCCUUCUGCGUAUGGAUAGGGUUGAUGUGUGUCCAAUCUGAGAAGGAUCUACGGCCAGACAUGGAGCGCGUGGGCGUGAUGUUGUCGAGAAAGCCUUCCGAUCUUCGAGUACCGACGCGGCCAGGGUACCCGGGGUCCCGGUACAGAAGGCUUAGCCGUACAGUUGGAUCGACUGUGACCGCCCCAUUCGAUACGUCGAGUUCCCGAUCCUACGAGUCGACAAGCACAUUAAGCGGCGGCGGCAGUAGCACGUCGGGCGUUAUGGGAAGCACACAACAAAAUGCGACGCCGAGUGGAAGUACGUUCGAGCUGACGAGCCCCCGACGGCAGCAGCCACAGCACCGGCGGGGAAGACGGCCUGAAGAUCCCCACGGGAAGCGGCCGGUGAACAAUUAGGUAGAAAAGAUUAUAUAUGUAUUCUUUUGUAUAUACAUACAUAUAUUAUACAUAUAUAUAUAUAUAUGAAAUUUGUUCAUAACUUU
Molecule: messenger RNA, 1610 nt
Organism: Andrographis paniculata
Lineage: Eukaryota; Viridiplantae; Streptophyta; Magnoliopsida; Lamiales; Acanthaceae
Product: cysteine-rich receptor-like protein kinase 43
Exons: 6
Coding region: 223-1524 (433 amino acids)
Biological process (GO): protein phosphorylation
Molecular function (GO): ATP binding; protein kinase activity
Source: RefSeq, a predicted model, not a curated record